Molecule: messenger RNA, 3633 nt
Organism: Tetrahymena thermophila SB210
Lineage: Eukaryota; Ciliophora; Oligohymenophorea; Hymenostomatida; Tetrahymenidae
Product: cation channel family protein
Exons: 6
Biological process (GO): transmembrane transport; monoatomic ion transport
Cellular component (GO): membrane
Molecular function (GO): monoatomic ion channel activity; zinc ion binding; nucleic acid binding
Source: RefSeq, a predicted model, not a curated record
AUGGAUUAAUUUAUAGAAACAAAUAAUAAAUCUUCAAAAAAAUAGACAAUUAAGUUUUCUCCAAAUAUGUCUAUGGCUAUGGAAGAUGGUAGAGAAUUGGAUGAAAAAUUUGAUUACUAAGAGGAUAUAUACAACACAAAAUAUCUCUUCGAAAUUAAGAAUUGUCAACCUCAAAAAUUGCAUUAGGGUGAUUAAGAAAUUUCAUGUAGUAGUUUUAAUGUAGGAAAAAAUAAUAUUUUUUAGGAAUCACAAAUGGAUUUAAAUACAACAAAUCAAUAAUUUUGUAAAACUCAAUAUGAUGCUGCUGCUAAAAUUACUGAAAAGUAUAAUUCAAGUAAUAACUCAUCAUGUUCUUAAGAUUAGCCUAAAAAUGAAUAGACAUCAGAAAAAUAAAUAAAAAUAACUCUCAACAUGAAUAAAAAGAUGUAAAGCUAAUCAUAAGAAGAUUCUUUAAUUCAAGAUAGCUUCUCAUAGCAUCAUUCAAAAGAUACUAAUAACUUCAAGAAUGGUGAAUAAUCAUAAUCAAAUAACUUCUUUACUAAAAAUACCAUUAUUAAAAGUGAAUCUAAAUAUUAAUCUUCUUUAAAUUAGUCUGAUUCUAAAAACUUUAAUGAAACAAAGGCCAAAAUGAAUAGCUAAAUAUUGAUAUAGGACGAUAUAUUUUAUGAAAAAGACAAGAAAAAACUAGGUAAUAAAGUCAAUUACGCUCUGAAAAACUACAAUACAUUAAGAGUAAUUUGGGAUUUGAUUUAAGUUGCCUACACUUACAUUUUCCUCUAUAUUUACUCUUUGUUUAUAUUCUUUGAUCAUAACUACUUUUAGCCUUAAUUUAUGAUGAAAUUUAAUUUUAUUUCCUUCACUCUCUUCCUAAUUGAUAUUACAAUUAAUCUCAAUACUGCUUUUUUUGACAAAGACAUAAUAAUAGUUAAGAGAAUACAAAUUGCUAGAAAAUAUUUCUUUUCAUCAAGAUUUUUAACCGAUUUUAUAAGCAUGUUUAUCCUUGGCUCUAAAAUCAUUUACCCUAAUUAAUUGAUAAUAAAUGAUAUAAAACAAAAUCUAUUUUUAUUUGGAUUAAAUAUACUUAUUUUUUUAAAAGCGAAUGGAAUCUCAAGCAAAAAAAAGCGAUUCGAUUACAUAUUCACCCUUACAGAAAAUUAGAAGCAUAUAUGUAAACUAAUAAAUUAGUUAGCAAGUGUUAUGACAAUUGCUCAUAUUGGUGCAAUAGGAUGGUAUUUUGUUGGAGUGUAAGAAGCUAAUAGCAACAAAAGCAAUUGGUUAGAUAAGAUAGGUAUUUAGUCUGAUUCAAUUCAUGAUUAGUAUAUUUUUGCUAUUUAUUGGUCAAUAACAACUAUGACAACAGUUGGAUAUGGUGACAUUUCUGCCACUAAUCCUAUCGAAGCUCUUUAUAUAUCUAUUACCAUGAUACUAUUUAGUUGUGUAUUUGCUUACUCUAUAAACAACAUAGGGUUUAUUUUGCAGGAAAUAGAAAAAUCUUCAAAAUAACUGAAUGAUGAUCUUGUUACUAUUUAAAGAUAUCUAAUUAGGAAGAAUGUUAGCAUCUAACUAAAAAGUAGAGUCAGACAUUAUUUGUCAUUUUUAUCAUAAGAAUAAAAAGAUAGAGACAAAUAGCAUGAAGAUAAUAUAUUACACUAACUCUCCAAUAAGCUGAGAGACGAAAUCACUCUUGAGAUUAAUUCUAAAAUUCUCAACAAUAAUAAUUUGUUCAGCUCUAAUUUUUCCAAGUCCACUUUAAAUAAAUUAAUAUUUAUAAUGAAGGAAAUUUUAAUAAACCCUAACGAAAUUAUAAUCAGCGAAGAUAAAUAUGAUGAUUGUUCAAUUUACUUUAUUUAAGAUGGUAUUAUUGAAAUUUACCAAUAAUAAAUAUAGAAGUAAAGUUAAGUAAGUGUUAUAUAAACUUUAAAAAGCGGUUAAAUAUUUGGUGAUAUUUGCUUUUUUACUGGUCUUUAAAGACAAGCUUCAGCUAGGAGCGUUAACUUGUCUACUCUUUUUAAAAUAAGUAGAGAUGAAUUUAUAGAAAUUCUUAAAGAAAAUAAAGAAGAUUUUGAGCGCUUUAAAAUGAUACAAGAUUAAAUUAUAUUUUAAAAAGGAAAAUCUAUCAUCCAUAAUGAUUGCUAUUAUUGCAAAGAAAGUAACCACAUAGCAAAUUAAUGCCCUAGGACACAUAGAUUAUUUGAUAAAUAAUUUGUAAUUUUAAAGAAUAAUUUUUCAAUGUUUUAAGAAAGAUCUGAUUAACGCAUAACUCUAAAACGUAAACAAAAUACAAAGAAAUAAUAUAAAAGAAAUUUAGAAAUAAUUUAACUUUUAAAAUAAAGAUUAUAAUCUUAAAAUAAUGAAAUAUUUUAUCUAUAUAACGACAAUUUGUUAAGCUCUUAGGACACUAUAACUCAGUCUGAUAAUGAGAAUUAAGAAGAUUGUGGUACAGAAAGCCAGCUAAAAUAUUCAUAAAUAGAAAAUGAGUCAAAAUAAAAAAAUAAUAUUUAAAUGAACGAAAAAGAAAAAAUAGACAAAUAAACUAAAAAUAUUUUUAAAACAGAAAAAUAAAGUUAAGAUGAAAAUGAAAAAUAAAGCAGUGAGUAAACUUACAAGUGUCAUUCUAACUUGGUCUAUGAAAAUUAAGAUGUGAUUAAAAUUGCUUCUAAAUCUUUUAGGUCAUAAAAUAAGUUAAGAUCAUUAGAAGCAAUAAAUAGUGUUGACUCAGUUAAUUAAGUAUCUUUAAAUGCUAUUAAUUCAAAGGAAGAACAAAUUUAGAGUUUCAAUAAAUACAAUCAUUAGGAAUAGUAAAGUAAUAAAUUAGAAAAUAUUGCAAAACCUACUUAAAAUGAUUAAAUAUCUUAAAAUAAAAAAAAUUCUAUAAAGAAGUGCAAGAAAUUGCUAGUUUAAAACUAGAAAGAGUAAAGAUACUCGUUAGAUUCGCAACUUCAAAAUAUUGCAACAUUAUUAUAUUUUCAUGGUAAAAAUAUGCCUGAAUAACAGAUAAAUACUGUAAACAAGUAUUACUAUGAUAGUCCAUUUAAUUAAUUAAACUCUAAUUAAUCAAUAAAAGACAUAAAGGAUCAAGCUCUUGCAUAUAAAAAUAAAAGAUUAUCUGAUAAUAAAAGUAGUAAUAAAUAAAGCUCAUUUAAAUAAAUUUAAACUUAAUAGUCUAGUGAAGCAUGCAAUAAAUAAGUAAAGACAGAAGAAAGAUAAAUGAUAGAGAGAUUCUCUAAAAUUCUUUAGGAUUCAUAACUACCAUUUCUUCUUUAAUUAACAGCUGGUAAAAGUUUUCAUGUAGGUGAUUCUUAAUUUCCUUCAAAUCCUAUCGAUUAUUUUGACAGAAUCUAAUCCUUUAAGAAGUAUUAUCCAGAUUAUAAUUUUGACAAGAUUUUGCGAAAACUUAAAAGUAAAUUGCAAAAAUAAAAAAAGCUAAAAUAGACUACAAAAUAACACCGUUAAAAUUGUUAAAAUGUAGGGCUUAGAAAAGCUUCUCUAUUUUAAGGAAACUCUAAUAUUGUAAAAAUUAUACCCUAAAGUUAUGAUAUUAGUUUAUACUAGCCAACUUAUCUUUCUUAUGGAAUAAAAAUUUAAAACGGAGUUACUUACCCAAUUAGUAAUUUUUCUAAAUAAAAUAGUUGA